AAUAAUCACUUAGUAUACAUAUGUAAACUCUGUGGAGGAUUCACUUUGCAUUUGUAUUGUGAGUACCCAUUGAUAUUUAUUAUAUACUUAGGCACUUAUGAGAAAGCUCUCAAAGAACAAGGAAGUGUUGAUGUAGCGUAUGCUCGUCUUAUGUUACUGGGAUCAGCUGGUACUGGCAAGACAUCUCUCAAGCGUUCAUUAAUGGAAGAACCUUUCAAUCCUCAUACUACAAGCACCAUUGUAUCUGAUGUAUCCUUUGUACGACCAUUUGGACACAAGUGGCAAACAAGAAAAGGAAAGAAAUGGAGAGAAGCCACAGAAGAAGAUGAAAUUGAAGAACUUGCACAUUUGCUUGAAUCCAGUGAUUCUAGACCAUCCUCACACCAUGCAUCUGUAUUGAGUGCAAAAUAUUCUCAUGAUGAAUUAGUUUCUACUAGUUCAAUAGCUUCUGAUUUGAAUGUGGAGAGUCGUAUCCAAUCAUUACUUGAAAGAGUUAGAUCAUUUUAUCAGACAACAGAAUUACUUAUCCAACCAUUUCUUCAUAUAUGGGAUUGUGGUGGUCAGCCAGUGUUCCUUGAGAUUCUCCCAGCCUUCCUCACUCCUCGUACAAUGUUUCUCCUCCUGUUUGAUGCUUCAAAGGAUAUCAGGGAAAGAUGGCAAUCACGUCAAAAUACUCCUGAUGGUAAAGUGCUGUUUGGUGAGGUAGUGAAUGAAAGCACCAGUGAUCUAAUGGCCAAAUGGAUGUCUACAAUACACAGUCACCUCGUAAAGCACAACAAAGAUGAUCUUUCUUCUCCUAGUCUCUAUUGUAUUGGCACUCGUGGUGACAAGCUAGAGGAAGAAAGCAAGAAAGAAGUAAAAAAGCAAAUGCAGUUCCUUUAUCAGGAAAAAGAAUUCUCAGAUCUUAUUAAAGAUGUGCUAAUCAUUGAUAAUACAACUUCAGGAAAGGGGAAAAGUGAAGAUCCAAGCAUUACAGAAUUACGUGAAGCUAUUGAUGGUUUCAUUAAUAAGUUAGUUCUUUCAACCCCUGUCAAUUGGGUUCUGUUUCGCAACAUACUUCAAGAGCUAGAAAAGCCUAAUGUCAUUAGUCUAUCUGAUGCCAUUGCCAUUGGAGUGGCAUGUCAUAUACCAGCAGCUGAUGUUCCUGAAGUAUUGAAAUUCUACCAUGAGCUGGGAGCUCUUCUUUACUAUCCUCAAAUAGAAGGUCUGAGGAAUAAAGUCAUUCUCAAUCCAAAAUGGUUUGUUGAUACCAUUGGGAAGGUGUUCACAUUAGAAGGAUGGAACAUAGGGAAAAAAUGGUAUUUGUUGCGAAAUAAUGGUAUUCUUGUUCAACCUCUCUAUCAAGAAGUAUGGCAGUCAAGUGGUAUUGAUCCAGAAGAAAUAAUUGAACUUUUAGUUCAUUUUCGUCUUGCAGUUCAAGUUCAAACUGAGCAUUAUGAUAGCACAUCCAAGCAAUAUUUUCUUCCAGCAGUGCUACAAGGAUACACAGGUAAUCCUAAUGAAGUACGACCUGGUUAUGAGCUAAGAGCCUCACCUGUACACAUUACAUUCUCCACUGGGUAUGUACCUCCUGGCUUCUUCACUCGUUUAGCAACCACUGUAGCUACUAAUGAUAAUGUUGAGCUCAAUUUAGCACACUCUGAAGUUGAAACAAAAAGUAUCUAUCGCAAUCGUGUCUGCUUCUCUUUUGGCCAUCCUUCUGAUGAUUUUGUUCUCACUGAUAUUAAUAAAGCUAUUCAAGUUGAUGCGUAUCGAUAUGUACCUGAGAGUAGUCAUCCAGUUUCUUUCAAAGCAGUUUGUCAAGAAAUAUUAAAACUGCUAAAGAAUUGUUGUGAAAAAGUAGAAGACACCCUUUAUGGUUACCAUGGACAUCAUAUUGCUCAAUCAUCAUCAAGAGAUGUUCGCUAUGUCUGUGAGUGCAAGGCUUCCAGUUCCAAUGAGGUUCAUUACAUUAAAGUUAAAGCUGAGAAGCAAACCUGCUCUGAUUAUGUUUUUUGCGAAAAGGCUAGAAGUACUCGUUCCCUAACUCAAAGAGAAUCGAUGUGGUUUCAAGACAAGUUCUCGUAUAUAAAAUAUCUCAUUCAGUUUGGAGUUGGUCUCAUUUCUUUGAUUAUUUUAUUGAUGCUUCUUAGAUUUUUAUUCACUGUCUUAGCUAAUAAUAACUCAACUACAGCAAAUAAAGCAAAUAUCUUGACAAUUAGCAACUUGCGAGAAGUAUUAGAUGUAUUGAACGAUGGGUACUUUCCUAGUAACAAGUGGUUUCAGCUUGGAUUAUCCUUGGACCUGCUGAAUCCAAAGUUAGAAACAAUUAGUGAUGAUAAUGCCAGGGACAGUGAAAGAUGCCUUCUAAAAUGUCUGACAUUAUGGUUGACAGAGGACAUUGAAGCAACAUGGGGCGAAUUAGCUGAUGCUGUUGAUAACACUGGAGAAAAAGCUGUUGCAGCUUAUAUAAGGUCGGUUAAAGUCAAGAGCCAAAAAGAACUUUAACAACUGCCGUAGUAUUACUGUUAAUUAACAAGACAUAUUAAUUGCAUACACAUACAAUUUAUAUUGUAGCACAUGAAUUACACAAGAUUAUUUGUGCUAUUUAUACUUUUGUAACUAGUUGUUGCCAGCUGGCAACAUUAUGGAAUCUUGUGCUAUUAUUAGGUGUAUUUAAAACUCAAUUAUGUAUUGUGUGUUAGUGAUGUGCGUGUAACAUCUAUAUAACUAUGAUACUGUUACAUGUGUUGGUAUAAAUACA
Molecule: messenger RNA, 2743 nt
Organism: Amphimedon queenslandica
Lineage: Eukaryota; Metazoa; Porifera; Demospongiae; Haplosclerida; Niphatidae
Exons: 5
Coding region: 151-2487 (778 amino acids)
Biological process (GO): signal transduction
Molecular function (GO): protein binding
Source: RefSeq, a predicted model, not a curated record